AUGGAGGCACCAGAGGAUGGACUGGAGGACCUGGACCACUCGGAUGCCGAGAGCAUCGGGUCCUUGAGUUCGCGGGCUCAGAGGAUGAACGAGAUGCUUAGCGAUAGCGACUCGUCCAUUGAAGGCCGGGCGAGCACGGAUGGAGAGCGAACGUUCACUUCGUUGUCGUCCUACGACGAGCCGAGAACGCCAAAAUCGCCUGCACCGGAAUACUCUGCCCAUGGAUUUCCCAUGAUCGAGUCCUCGGAUGAGAAGAACCCGGAGUUGUUCCGGAGGUACUCUGUAGAGCCUUCUCCCACUUACCAGAGGGAUAGUAUAUCAACCAUCGGACCCAAGGGUCCUCAUCUAUUCCGUUCAUACUCGGCCUCUCACGUUACUUCAAUUGCCCACAUCACAAUCCCUCACUCGGGUAUUGUAAUGCCGCCAACCCCAUCCGCAUCUGCAUCUCCUUCUUCGCCUCCUGCAGCUGUCUCCCCAUCGCACUUUCCAGCUCCCCCGCAAUCACCUCACUAUGCCGAAUCACCACAGGUUCGCCCGAUGAGCGAACUAUCAGCUGUUGUCAGUGACUAUGAGAUCGAUGAGGUCAAGAGCUGGAGUCCCAAACAAGUUUGCGCUUGGAUGCUUGCUUUGGGCUUUGAGAGGGAACUCGUAGAGAAGUUCGAAAGGAACGACAUCUCCGGCGCUAUUCUCGUGGAUUUGAAAUGGGAGGAUUUGAAAGAGUUGGAUAUCCACUCCUUCGGUAAGCGUAUCGAGCUCUGGUCUGAGAUCCACCAUCUCCGAGCUCGCACCGCCACUUCCCCACCGAUGGCUCAAGAGCCCUUCGUCCGCACCUCAUCCCGCGUAUCCCGAAACUCCUCUACCCGCUCCAAGACAUCUCGAUCACCGAAGUUCGCCCGUGGUUCACAAAUGGUCGUUCGAGAAGUUGGUCACAUGAGGUCCAGUAGCGGAGCCAAAGCCCUCCCAGACCUCCCAACUCUCCUUCCACGAUCUGACCGCCGGAAAGAGAAGGUGAUCUCUGAGCGUGAGGAGUCCUCCGAUGAGGAGCACGCAUCAAGGCCAAUUAGGCAGAUGCGCAAACGCGGCAGGAAGACCAAUGUGCGUGUGCCGAGGAAGCAGCAGUUCUCUGUCGAAUCGAUUGAUUCGGAGACAGCGUCUUCGGAACCUGCGUUUGAGCAGUAUGGGCAUUCUUUGAGGUACAUGCCCUCUAUCGAUGAUAUUGAAGGUCACGUGGUCAUUCGUGCGCGCAGGGCAAAGUCCCCCGCUACUCGCCGUAGGAGAAAGAGUGUUGUUGAGGUUCUGCCGAAUGAGAUCUCGCGUAAACCUUCCACAAAGCACAAGUGCAAGAAGCACGACGGGAAGUGCGAGCACAAGCACCAUAAGAAGCCUCAUAGGUGUAGUAAGGGUGACAAGUGCCGCAAGCAUGGCGGUAAUGGUAGUGGAUCAAAAUCCUCCGGGUCGAAGAGGGUUCCGUCCCUCGAACACGGGACAAUCCUCAUCGCCACGACCCCAAGCAUUGCGGAUGCUAACCCUCCAAGAAUUUCUGCACUCGAUUCCGGCUCCGAGAGACCAACGAGACCAGGAAGUCUGGCCACCAUCAGCGUCCUCGCAUCGAGCGACGUUUUGGGCCCUACUCACGGCUCUGAAGUCAAGCUUCGCGAGAACACACUUAAGGAUGUAGCACGAAUGGAUCCAUUGGAGAAUGUCAAGCAGUUCCUAACACUCCAGCACCUCCAACACCUCGAAGAGCGCAGGGAGUCCCCACCCCCGGUCCCGACCAAGUCGGCAGAGCACCUUGCUCGUGCAAGGGGGACAUACAUGCCGCCUACACCCUCCGCUACACCUAGCCCACCACUUUUCCCUCGCAGCGACUCUCUUCUGCCACCCACCUCCUCUCACUCGGCAAAGUCGGUACUGGUACCCCUCGCACCAGCAAUCCAACUCCCCCCAACACCCACCCCCUCCCCGCCAAUGCGCUCGCAAACUCCCUCCCUGGGCCUCCGCAUCCAGGGCAUGGAGCGACCGGCACCCCCCUCAAUCAACAAUGCCACGUCCCCAAUCUCCCGAAUGCGCUCACCAUCCAACCUCCUCCGCACAACAACUCCGUUCUCAGAGGCAGACGUACCCUACCCCUCCGCAACCCCCGUACCACGAAACAUGUCCAACUCUGCGCCCCCGGACAUGCGCUUCCGCCGCUUCCCAACCCCCGACUUUUCCCAGCAACACAGCAAUCCCCCGCUCCCUACAACUCCCUUGCCACUUCCUUCCCGCCGCGGCACCUCAGCCUCCGCGUCCCAUUUCCGCCCACAGCCACUCCACAUGACAGUCGUCGACGAAAAUGCCGAGUGGGAACCCAUAGACGAGGACGAAGAAGUCAAGAUGGCUCCCUCACCCAACCCCUCAAAAAUGCACAGCGGGUGGAUGAAGAAGCGACGAACAAACUGGUUCCGUCACGAGUGGGCCGACUACCACUUUGUCCUGAAGGGCACACGCCUCGGAUACGCCAAGAACACAGAGAAGGAGGACGGAUUCAUCGAGAUGGACAAUUACUCCGUUUCCUGCUCGAAUAGUGCUUCGCAUAAGCUCUCCGCCGCGUUCAAGGGGGCGAGACUGUUCGGAAGGAAGACUAGUGUUGUGGGUGAAGGUACUGGUGCGUACUUUUUCCAGUUGGUACCGGCUGCGCCCGAGGGUGGGAGGAAUGCGGUUGGGAAGGUGCACUAUUUUGCGGUCGGAAGCAGGGAGGAGAGGAUUGAUUGGAUGAGAGAGCUUAUGCUUGCCAAGGCUAUCAAGCAGAAGAAGGAGGGGUUUGAGGUUGAGGUUAAUGGGGAGAGGGUUUAGACGUCUCUACUCUUUUCUCGUUCUCGGGGUGUUUUUUUUUUUUUUAACUUGACAUUUACUUUGUUUUCUUGUUUGGUUAUCUGGUUGUUUCUGUUUUUUAUUCUCUUUUCUUUUCUCAUGUCCCCUGGUCCCCGGUCCUUGGUUUAGUUAGCUGUAUUGAUGGUUUGGUGGCUAUCCCCAGUCAGUCUCGAAUUCCGCAUUGACUCCAGCCAACCUUCCCUCGACCUGUAUUUUUCUCACCACCUACAAACUUUCCUUCCUUCCUUUCCUAUAUCUUACAAAUAAGGGCAUCAUAUCGGGGUUAGGUUCUUUAUCGGUCUUGUCUUAUUUCCUUCCUGUUUAUUCCUCCAGUCUACCGGAAAGGCUUAUGGUCCAUCGAUUGAUUCUUGAGACGUAGCCUUUCCUUUUCUUAUAUUGCUUCUUCCCUUCGUUAUCUACUAUUUUAUCUAUUUACUUUUUUUAUUCUCUCACAUCAGUCAAUCCACAAAUCUAACCUAUCCGUACUCCUUCGUUUUUUUUUUCCAUUUUUUUUUUCCAUUAUUCAAUUUGUAACGUUUCAGAUAGGAAAAGACGAAAAAAGUGUCUUGUGGUGGUUGGGUGUUUUUUUUUUUCUUGUUUGUUUGUCGGAUUGUGUUCAGCUGGGAUCGCUGGAAAGAGGAUGUAGCUAGCUAGAAAAGAAUGUGUGUUAUCAA
This is a messenger RNA of Tuber melanosporum (Perigord truffle), 3527 nucleotides long. RefSeq lists its product as uncharacterized. The transcript has 2 exons. The coding region runs from base 1 to 2835 and encodes 944 amino acids. Lineage: Eukaryota; Fungi; Ascomycota; Pezizomycetes; Pezizales; Tuberaceae. The record is from RefSeq and is a predicted model, not a curated record. Gene Ontology annotation, molecular function: protein binding.